AUGGCCCUCGUUCUUCGUUAUGUGAACAAAGAAGGAAUUAUUAUAGAGCGAUUCCUUGGUAUUGUACAUGUAGCAAGUACUACCGCUUUGUCACUCAAACAUGCUAUUGAAUGUUUACUUUGUGAACAUAAUUUGAGUUUAUCGAACCUACGUGGGCAAGGUUAUGACAGGGCUAGUAAUAUGCAAGGUGAUAUCAAUGGUUUCAAAACUUUAAUUUUGAAAGAGAACAAGUCGGCAUUUUAUGUCCAUUGUUUUGCUCAUCAACUUCAAUUGACACUUGUUGCUGUUGCUAAAAAUCACAUUAACACUACUGAAUUUUUUUAUGUGGUUAGUAAUUUAGUAACUGUUGUUGGAGGCUCUUGUAAGAGACAAGAUGCUCUUCGAGAUACACAAUUUGCCAAAAUUAAAGAAGAUUUAGAGAAUGGUGUACGUAGAAGUGGGCAAGGUUUGAAUCAAGAGACAAAUCUUAAACGUCCUGGUGAUACACGUUGGGGAUCAUAUUAUGGGACUAUUCUCAGCUUGAUUUUGAUGUUCUCUGCUGUUGUUAAUGUACUAGAGAUUAUUGAAGAAGAUGGCCUCUCCGACCAAAAAGUUGAAGCUCGAUCUAUUAUGAGAGAUCACGAAUGA
Quercus lobata is the source of this 627-nucleotide messenger RNA. Its product is annotated as zinc finger MYM-type protein 1-like. The transcript has 2 exons. The record is from RefSeq and is a predicted model, not a curated record. The coding region runs from base 1 to 627 and encodes 208 amino acids. NCBI's taxonomy places the organism in Eukaryota, Viridiplantae, Streptophyta, Magnoliopsida, Fagales, Fagaceae.